AUGAAUCAAUUGAACAAGAAGACUGAUAAUACAAUAAGAUUUUCAAAAAGUAUUAAUGUAAACUAUGAUAAUGAAAAGGAAGCAUUGAAGACAUUCCUAAGAUACUUUAUGGAUGGACAAACACUCAAGUAUAUGGAGCAGAUACAUAACAGAGACAUUAAGGUAGAAAUUAGUGACAUUGUAAAUGAUGGUUAUGAAGAACUAGCAAACAAUAUACUUGAUAAUACAUGGUCAUAUUUAAAACUACUUUACAGUGUAAUAGAUGAGAUUAUGUAUGAUGAAGAAAUAAUCGACCAUAGUGAUGUUUUCAUUCAACAUAGAAUAUCGAGAUUUAAAGAGAAAUACCCAGAAGGAUCAGUGGCUAAUAAUCUAGGAUUUCUAAUAAGAAAUUACUCAUUAACAAUCAUUAAUGAUUAUAGACAGGAGUUAAGUUCAAUAAGAGAAUUGAAAGCAGAUAAAAUAGGUAAGUUUGUAACUAUAAGAGGAAUAGUUACAAAAAUAUCUAAAGUUCAACCAUCUAUAAAAGUAGCAACAUACAUUUGUGAGUUUUGUGGUACAGAAACAUAUCAAGAGAUAACAGGUGAUAUUUUUGAUAUUUUAGAAGAAUGUAACAGUGAAAAAUGUAUUAGACGAAAAGUAAAAGGAGCACUUUGUUUGAUAUCAAGAGGAUCUAAAUUUAGUAAAUAUCAAUCAUUACAAGUACAAGAAAUUAGUAGUGAUGUACCGCAUGGAUCAAUACCAAGAACUAUAAACAUUGAGAGUUUUAAUUGUGAAACUGAUUGUAGACCAGGCGAUUUAAUCAACAUAUCAGGUAUUUCUAUGCCUAAAAUGUUCUAUGGAUUAAAAAAGCUUAAAUUAGGACUAUUAAAUGAUAAUUACUUAUUAUUACUUAACUUUCAAAGUAUAAAGACAGAUAAUGUUAUUCAGAACAACAUGAUAACAGAUUGUAUAUUAACAGGUAAUGAAGCCUUAAAACAGUUUGCACCUGAGAUUUAUGGAAUGAAUGAUAUUAAGAAGAUAUUACUAUUGAUGUUAAUAUCAUCACCUAAUUUAAUACGAGAGGAUGGAAUAAAAAUAAGAGGCAAUAUUAAUGUAAUGUUAAUAGGAGAACCAGGAGUAGCUAAAUCACAAAUGUUAAAGUUUGUAAGUAGAAUAUCAGAAAGAUCAGUGUAUACAACAGGAAGAGGUGCCUCAGGAGUAGGUUUAACAGUCUCAGUAACAAAAGAUCCAUUAACAAAAGAAAUUUUAUUAGAAGGAGGAGCUUUAGUUUUGGCAGAUAAUGGAAUUUGUUGUAUAGAUGAAUUAGAUAAAAUGAAUGAAGUAGAUAGAAUAUCAAUUCAUGAGGUAAUGGAACAACAAACCAUAACAAUUAGUAAAGCAGGUAUUAAUACAACACUAAAUGCAAGAUGUUCAAUAUUAGCAGCAGCUAAUCCAAUUAAAAAUAAGUAUGAUCAUAAGAAACCAAUGGAAUCAAAUAUUAAUCUACCAAUAUCACUUUUAUCAAGAUUUGAUAUAAUUUUCAUAAUAAAAGAUAAUCAUAAUAAUCAUACAAAUUUAGCUGCACAUAUCACUAACCUACAUAAGUCAGUAGAGAAUGAUUCACAAUCAGUUAAUAAUAAUGAGUUAUUGAGAUCUUUUAUAAAGAAAGUAAGAAAAAUCAAUCCUCAAUUGAAUAGAAAACUUAAAGAAAAGAUAGUUAAUAAUUAUAUUAAGAUAAGAAACAAUAGAAAUAUUACACCAAGAUUUAUUCUAUCAAUAAUAAGAUUAUCAAUAGCAAAUGCUAGAUUUAGGGUUAGUGAGGAAGUAACAGAAGAAGAUGUUAAUGAAGCAUUUAGAUUAUUAACACUUUCAUUUAAUGAAACUGAUAAUAUUAAGAAUGUAAAACACUCAAUUUACAACUUUAUAAUAAGUAAAGCAAUUAAUAACAAAAUUGAUUUAAAUCAUUUGUAUUCAGAUUCACCAUUUGAUAAAGAAAAAUUAGAUAGUUGUAUUAAUGAUUUUUGUAAUACUGGUUUGUGGGUGAUUAAUGAAGAUUCAAUAGAAAUUUUAUGA
Molecule: messenger RNA, 2052 nt
Organism: Hepatospora eriocheir
Lineage: Eukaryota; Fungi; Microsporidia; Hepatosporidae
Source: the annotation of a GenBank genome assembly